GCCCAAGCCAGUAGCGAGGCUGGGAAGCGAUACCACGAGCAAGACUUGGCCGCAGGGGACCUAGUAAGCGUGUAGCACGAUUUCGUCGGACGCUCGUAAGCAGGUGGUGACUAUGAGGACAACAUUGCUGCUGGCAGCUGCCUACCUGCUGACGCUGGGUGACAGGUGUCUGGGUGCCAGGAUCCUGGCAGCUGUGCCGACCCCAUCCAUCAGCCACCAGUUGCCGUUGAGGACUGUACUGCUGGAAUUGGCCAGGCGUGGUCACCAGGUCACCUUCAUCACCACCCACCCCAUACGGGUUCCUACUGCAAACUACUCUGAAAUAGACAUUUCACCAAGCCUUAAAGCAUUCAGAGAUAUGAUAGAUUUCAAUGACUUCCCUGAUGCAUCGUCUCCUGUGGCUUUACUUAAAUUUAUUCUUGGUAUGAGAAUAUAUGGGUGCGAAUUUCAGUUUGGUUUGGAACCGAUGAAAGAGUUCAUGAAAUUGGAGCAGAAGUACGAUGUUUUCAUCAUAGAGAAAUUCGGAUUCACUUGCUAUUAUGGCUUAGCGCACAAAAUGGGGUCUCCACCGUUAAUUGGAUACACUUCUCUUGGAAUUACGUCACUUAAUCGGAAGACUUUCGGCAGUCCAAUUAAUCCUUCCUACAUCCCCGACUAUAAUCUCGGAUACACGGACCACAUGACCUUCUGGCAGAGAAUGUACAACGCUUACAUCUUAAUUCGAUCGCUGGAUGUUGAAGAGACAGUUCUGUAUGGGAAAGAGGAAGAGGAACUGAAGAAGUAUUCCGGUCCCAACCCACCUACCGUGAAGGAAAUGGAUUACAAUUUCAGCCUCAUGUUGGUCAACAAUCACUUCAGCGUGAGCUACCCUGUGCCGAACACGCCAAAUAUCGUCGAAUUAACUGGAAUCCACAUCCAGAAGGAGAGGAAGCCGCUGCCAAAGGACGUGAGGGACUUUCUGGACGGUGCCAGGGACGGCGUGGUUUACUUCAGCCUGGGCUCCAACGUGCAGAGCAGUGCCAUGCCUUCAGAGACAGUCCGCGCCUUCCUGGACGCUUUCGCUGGAAUCCCGCAGCGUGUGCUCUGGAAAUGGGAAGCAGAUCGAUUGCCCGGUCAGCCCGGCAACGUGAUGACCGCCAAGUGGCUGCCGCAGCAGGACGUGCUGGCUCAUCCGAACGUACGUCUCUUCAUCACUCAGGGAGGACUACAGAGUUGGAACGAGGCAGCUUAUUUCUCUGUGCCCGUCGUUGGGAUUCCUUUCCUAGGAGACCAGGUUUACAAUAUUGAAAAGAUGGUCAGUUUAGGCGUUGGACGAAGGCUGGAUUUAAAAGACAUCACCAAGGACAGUGUUCUGGAAGCGGUGCAGACAGUUCUGGAAGACAAGAGCUACCAGGAGAACAUGAAGCGCUUCUCUGCCAUCUACCGGGAGCACCAGAGCACGUCCCUGGAGAGGGCGGUGUGGUGGGUGGAGUACGUGAUCCGCCACCAGGGGGCCCCCCACCUGCGCAGCGCAGCCCUCGACCUGCACUGGUGGCAGCUGCUGCUGCUCGACGUCAUAGCCUUCAUACUGGCUGUGGCGGCCACGGUGGCGUUUGUCCUCUACAAGCUGACUCGAUGGCUGUUCACGUGGCUCACUCGACCCAGUAAACUAAAGAAUCAAUGAGACUUGCGGCGUGGCGUACCUCUGUCUCGACAGUCACUAUUUUCUGUGCGUUUGUUUUGUGCAAACUGGUAUAUUCCAUGUAAGGGAGCGACUAUCGAAAUCGUGAAACCAUUGAUGAUACUUCAUCAGGACCUUUAAGAGUUCAUAAAUGACAUCUUAAUUACACACAGUUAUAAACAGAUUUGCUAAAAAACUAACUGGUUGUGUGCUGCUGUAUGAAGUAUAUCGCUGUAGUUUUGAAUGACUGAAACGUGUGUGCUGGCAGACAUGUGAAUCUUGUGAUUACAUAUUCGGUUAGGAUAACAUAAAUCAAUGUUUCGCAUACCAUGCCAAAAUACAGACUGUCUCAAAAGUCUGUUAAAGUUGGGAAAUUCAGUACUUGACGUAAUAAUGUAGAUUUAUUGAAACAAAAAAGGCAUAAAAUGACCAAUAGAUGACACUGUAUA
Messenger RNA from Schistocerca americana (American grasshopper), 2109 nucleotides. Its product is annotated as UDP-glucosyltransferase 2-like. Bases 113 to 1663 code for a protein of 516 amino acids. Gene Ontology annotation, molecular function: UDP-glycosyltransferase activity. The record is from RefSeq and is a predicted model, not a curated record. Lineage: Eukaryota; Metazoa; Arthropoda; Insecta; Orthoptera; Acrididae. The transcript is spliced from 7 exons.